AUGCUGGCCGCACCCGCCGCUUCUCCCAUGGCCACGCCUUCGCCUUCGACGCCUCGCUCGGCCCCCAUUGCGGUGCCUGCCGGCCCCCCUCAUGCUGCAUCAUUCUCUUCUACUUCGUCCGACCAGGGCGGUGAGCCGUCCUCUGCGAUGGGCGACGCCGGUGCUAGCACGUCAAGUCUGGGCAUCGCGUCGUCGUACAGCACCUCGUCACCUAACACCGCCUUUGGUCUUCCAAAGCAGCAGCAUGCCGCCUCCGCAAUCGGCUCAGGAUCGACGACGACGGGCAAAACAACGGCGACCACUAAUGGCGGAGGAGAAAGCUCGAACAUGGUUCUGCUGCCCAAUGGAGCCUACGGCCCUCGCAACCCGAUCCUGCUCAACCCGCUCAAGAAGCAAGGCAUCCUCGACCAGUGGAGGAACGAGUUUGGUAACGUGGGUCCUGCGCUGACGGUGCUCCGCAUCCCUGCCGUACCGACGCAGAAGGAGCGAGAAAAGGAGCGAGAGGAGCAACGCGUGCGAGAAGCCCUGGCCAGGGAGCGAGAAAAGGAAAUGGAGAGGGAGCGGGCAAGAGAGCGGGAAAGGGAGGCUGAAGAGAGGGUCUGGGGGAUACCCAAAAAGGCCUUUUACCUCGGCUUGGGGGACAUCAACUUCAACUCGCAGAUGGCCAUGCUCGGAGGAUGGGGCAGUGGGACGGGACCGGCGACUGAUUUCAGACCGACGCAAGCUUUGCAGCGGCGGGCGUCUGCAGGUGGACGGUCUUCCAAGGACUCUGCUAGACCGACAAGCAAAGAUGGCAGGCCGAUGAGCAAGGAUGGACGAAGUAAGGAGAAGCGAGUACGCGACCGUGAAAGAGAGAAGGAGAAGGAGAAGGAGAAGGAAAGGGAAAAUGAGAAGGAAAAUGAGAGACUCGAGAAGGAGCAAAAAGAGAGGGAACAACAGGAAGAGGAAGAGGACAAGCCGAUGGACCCGGAAGAGCUGGCGGCCCUCAACGCCAUUAUCAACACGAGACGGAGCAUGGCGGCUGCCCAGGCGCUCGCAAGUGGGCAAGUGAAGCCAACUCCCAGCCGGCGGAGCAUGAGCUACGGCCGAAGUGGUUCUGCUUCAACUGCAUUAGGCACAUCAGCCCAGUCGACGAGGCCAGACCUGUCCGAGACGAGGGAUGACAGCCGGGAGAGUGUUCCCUCGGUCUCUGCCAAGCCAGAAGACGGCUCGAGUGUCGAAAAAGCUACCGAGUCAUCGGAGGUAUUUGAGGACGAAGGGCCGCGGAUCCGGUUUGCCCCCUUGCCAUUGCCCUACGGCGGCGUGGUCGACGGCGAGGCCGGCUAUGAGGGCAGCGCUGGGCCCAUCAACAUCGAAAGCAGACAGACGGCGUUGGCAGAUGGUGACGCUGUGUCAAUUAGUGACGAUGAAAGCGACAGCGAUGGUAGUGAUGACGACGAAGGCUGGAAUCGCCGAUGGAGUACACUAGGUGUGGGCAAGGGCAAAUGGUAUCUCAUGGGAAUGCCUUCAAGCGUCUUCAAGCCUCAGAAUUACCGAUCAUCGCUCAAGAGAAUGUCGACUGGAUCUGGUGCGACCAUCGACCCGCUCGAGGGCGAGCUUCCCUCGGCGGAUAUUCAGGAGAGGAGAAUGUCUACUGGCGCUUUGUCUACCUCGCCCUCAGAGGCGAUUGAGAGGCGUGGUCGGAGAAAACAGCGGCCGAGAGGAAGGACGUCCAGCAGAGCCAGCUCUGUCAAGUCGAGAUCUUCGAGCGUAGGAUCAAUGGACGAAGAAGACCGUCUGAGAAGGAGGGAACUCAUUCGUGCCUCUCGACCGGGAGGCACCGGCAUGGUGACGCUGCCUGAUGGCACGCGCAUCAAGGCUCGUCGCGUCGGUCAGCAGCAGGGCGAUGCCGCAGCCGCUGACCCUACCGCGGCAACUGAGGAACCCCAGGACGACUUCAUCGAGUGGGGAUUUGCCGGACUUGCCCGAGAGGCGCGCAGGGAGCACAAGCAGGAGGAGGCCGCCGACGCCGACGCCGACGCAGAUCCAGGCGAGCCACAGAGACCCGGAUCAGCUACGGGAGACAAGCGUGCCUCCGAUGACGAAGGCGGUCGCUCGAGCGAUAUCGACGACGGAUCAGGCAUGGCUUGGGUCAAGAGGAGGAGACGAGAAAGAGAAGAAUCGCGCACCAGUGCCGAUGCUGCCGACAGUCCUCCUCCUCAUACUGCUCACGACGAGCAGGAGCAGCAUUUCCGAGAGCACAAUGACGAAGGUGCCACCACUGCCAAAACCUCGGCGUCUGUUCCUGUCCCUGCUCUGUCAGUGUCCCCUGCUGACCAGGACGGCGAAGAAAUUUCUAUUGUCGCCCAGGACUCCAUCGACGAUCUUGCUUCCAAGAAGCCACCACAAGCUGUACCCCCUCCAACGAGAGUGGAAAGACCGCUGGCUGGUGCCAAGGCCGAUGCUCCCACGCGAUCUCAAACGCUGGAUCGCACCGCAACGAUGCCGAAAUUGUCCGCUCAACAAGCUGCAGAGGUGCGCAGACGUCACGAAGAGGAGGUUGCCGCUCUGGGCGCAGAAGUGCUCGACCACAUUGCGAAGCAAAAGGCUAAGGCGCAACAACAACACCAACAACAGCAGCAGCAGCAGCAGCAGCAGCCACAUCAUCCGCAAGCACAGCACCAGAUGCAAGAAAAGCAAGCAUCUCAGCCACAAUCCCUUCCUCAACACAAACCGGCUCAGCCUCAAGCUCCAAGCAUGCCGAUAGAGACGGCAAGUGUGGACAAGGGACCAAAAGAGCCAGUGAGCAAGCAUACGGAGCGCAAGCUGCCGCCGCAACGCAGAGAGUCAGCCUUCGCCAAGCUUCGUCGGGGCUCGUACAGCUCCAAUCAAUCCAACGAAUCGAAUGCUAGAGGUUCUAAACUGAACUCCAGGACCUUGUCGAAGGACUCGUCUGAGGAUAAAGCUUCGACACCGAAACGCGUUGGCACUCCGACCGGUCCCAGCUCAUCUUCGUCCCCUCGUGCCCGUUCGCUGCCUCGCGUUCCUCAACCCGGGGGCCCUUCGCUUACUGGUCUUACUGUGUCCUCAGAGCCUGAUGAUAUGGAAGAGCUGCUCAAUUCGACCAUGCUUGUCCACGACGAACUCAGUGCUCCAGCCUCCGCCUCCACGGAGAAGGACUUUGGCGAGCAGCAGCAACAGCAGCAGCAGCCGACUCAAGUGUCUUCGUCGGAUCGCAAGCAUGCCGCCUUACUGGAGAGGACGCCAUCAAGUGCAACAGCAUCUACAGAUCUUAGCAGCAAUGUGUCAUCGUCCUUGGAGGAUCAUCGACCUUCGACGAGCGUGGUCUCGACGUCACCUUCGGCCCAGCUCUCCCCCAAUAAGGAUCCGCAUGCGCUCUCUUCAUUACGGAAGAGCAUCUCAGCCACUCGCUUGUCUUCCCCCUCGGAGACGCGCCUAUUUGCCGAUCCCUCCAUCAGCUUGCCGGUUCCAUCCCGCCUCUUGCCGCGUCGCCCUGAUGCGAGGGGAUACGCGGUGGUUCCUCUUCCCGGAGACCAGCUCGGCAUCCGACCCAAUCGACCUCGCGAAGGCAGAGUCUGGCUCUUUGACUCAGACGAGGACAGCGACGUUGACUCCAGCAGUGGAGAGGACGGGGAAGUGACGGAAGAUGGCACUGCAAUGAGAAGAAAGGGCGAGACUGGAGCUGCUUCUGCGGCGGGCCACGAAGAGGAAGAGGAAGACGACGACAUGGAUGCCGAGGAACUGGCAGAAGAAGAGAGGAGGACAGCGAUGCAGAAGAAGCGUGCGACAACGAGAGCUGCAGGCGCAGAAGUGGUCUCUACGAUGGGCAAACAACCCAAGGAAAGCCGACAGAGUCCGCGUUCUCGUUCGUACGGACCGUCGUCCUCGUCAAGGACUACGGAUCUAGACGACCUGAGUCCUACCCGGGACGCCGCCAGUCGAAGGGCACACCGGCGAGACGGUCACAGCAGCAAAUACCACGACGAGGCCCCGAUGUCUCUCUCACCUCUCCCACGGUCGGCUCAAAGCCACGGCGGUAAAGACCGAAACUCUCGUCGUCCGUCCAACGCCCAACCACGGCUUAAAUCGGCCGUUUCGACGGGCACUCUCGAGCGUGAAAGCUCGCGAAAGGAUCCUUGGAACGACUUCAGCGACACCGAUGCCAAUGUCACCCCGUCAAGACGACAUAGCAAUGAGAGGAAUGGCAAAGAAGCAUUGGAGCCAUCGUACGACGAUGACAGCGAGCUGUGGCCGCCGACACUCUCGCAAACGCUCGAUCGAGCAUCUGCCAAGCGCGUAUCCCAUGCCAUUGCGCUGAGGCACGCCUCCAAGGCUAAGCAGGCCAGGGAGAAAAGGCUGAAGGAGGAAAGAGAAAAGGAAAAGGAGAGGAUCAGAAAGCUGAAGGAGAACGACGAGUACCUCGAUUAUGGAUGGCCUCGCAGCUUGCAGGGCUCGUCGCUCUAUUGA
Acaromyces ingoldii is the source of this 4467-nucleotide messenger RNA. RefSeq lists its product as hypothetical. NCBI's taxonomy places the organism in Eukaryota, Fungi, Basidiomycota, Exobasidiomycetes, Exobasidiales, Cryptobasidiaceae. Bases 1 to 4467 code for a protein of 1488 amino acids. Gene Ontology annotation, cellular component: nucleus. The record is from RefSeq and is a predicted model, not a curated record. The transcript is spliced from 2 exons.